This is a messenger RNA of Onychostoma macrolepis, 2172 nucleotides long. Its product is annotated as zinc-binding protein A33-like. The record is from RefSeq and is a predicted model, not a curated record. Gene Ontology annotation, molecular function: zinc ion binding; protein binding. NCBI's taxonomy places the organism in Eukaryota, Metazoa, Chordata, Actinopteri, Cypriniformes, Cyprinidae. The transcript has 8 exons. The coding region runs from base 594 to 2171 and encodes 525 amino acids.
GAACAGGACUUUUCAAUGCUGUAGCCUGCGAUAUAUUAUAUGUGCAGGUGUUUCCGUUUUAAUAAUAAUUUUUCCUUUGAGUUCAUGAAAUACAGCGUGUAGCUAAUAGUCAAGGAAAGUUGGUUUUGGAAAUCUCUCUCUAACUGUUACUUGCUUUGGUGAAAUCAUGGAUCUGUUAUCCGAAACUGGCAUAACAAACGCCCGUCACAUAUCAUCCUUGUUGAGUUGUGAGAAAUAGGUAUACUACAAGGUUGAGUUAGUUAAUUAAUUAGGUCUAAAACAUAUGAUAAAUUAGAUGCGUAGAGGCUUCAAAUGCAAAUUACAGCAGCUUCAUUGGCUGCGCUGGCCAAGAAGUUGUUCCUAUAUAGUUUCCCAUCUUAAUCGUCCAAGUUUCCAGUUUUGUUGUGAUUGAAUGUGAUUCAGCUGCUCGUCUUUCUUUGGAUAACCAUUGACUAUUAAGCGACUGAAUCAAUCACUGAAUGGCUAUGCUAAAAACCUGAAAAUCAGGUUUGACUAUGAGGUUUGGCUAUAGACCCUAAGGCAAAACUGAUCGUCUACACACCCAAACUUGCCAUCACAAGAGCUGUAAAGUCAUGGCUUCCUCCAGCAGUGUGUCUGAAGUAAGCCUCACAUGUUCCAUAUGUCUGGAUGUGUUCACUGACCCUGUAACCACUUCCUGUGGCCACAACUUCUGCAUGGUCUGCAUCAGAAGCCACAGAGACCGCAGUCCAUGCUCAAGGUGCCCACUGUGUGGGAAGGCAUUGGACUCAAAACAAGAUUUUAACAUAAACAGAAUCAUUAAAGAAAUUGCAGAGGGCAUCAAAAGGAAACGGGUCGAGGAGAAGUCUGAAGUGUCCUGUGAUAGUUGUCCAAAGAAAAAAAUGCGGACUGCUAUUAAGUCAUGCUUACACUGUGCAACCUCUUUCUGCGAGUCUCACUUGGAGCCCCAUAAAACUGCAGAAAAACUCAUGAAACACAAACUAAUUAACCCUGUGAAGAAUCUUGAGGAAUACAUUUGCAAGAAUCAUGAAAGACCUCUGGAUCUUUACUGUAGAGAUGAUCAGACAGCCAUCUGUCAGUUCUGCACCGAGAGUGACCACAAGACUCAUAAUACUGUUCCUCUGGAGAAGGAGAGUUUGAAAUUACUGAUGAAUAAAAAGAUUGCGGUGCAGCAGAAAGUUCAGGACAGGUUCAGGAAGAUUAAAGAAAUUAAACAUUCUUUGAGGUUUAACAAACAAGCCAAAGAGAAGGAGACUGAUGAGAACAUCAAGUUUUUUAAGGACGUCUUUGAUAGAAGCAAUGCGGAGCUACUUGAGCUCACAGAGAAAAAGCAUAAAGAAACAGAAAGACGAGGAGAAAAGCUCAUCAGAGAGCUAGAUGAAGAGAUUGUGGAGCUAAAGAGAAGACAAACUGAGCUGGAGAAGCUCUCACAUCCUAUGGAUUUCACACAAAUUAUUAGCCUCCUGCGCGACCCCAAAUAUACCAACCGCUCAAAAAACAUCAGCUUUAGCACUCUUGAACAUGGAGGUAUUCUGAGGAAGACCAUAUCACAUCUUCAGAGCGUCCUGGAUGAGAAAAUGAGAGAAACUGUUGGCAGAGAUCUGCGGAGUAUAAAACAUUAUGCAGUGGAUGUGACACUUGACCCUGAUACAGCUCAUCCUGAGCUCAUGCUGUCUGACGAUGGGAAAACGGUCUGGAAUACCGGCAAGUCACAGAACAUUCCUGACACCCCAAAAAGGUUUAAUUAUUGCUCAUGUGUCUUAGGAAAGGAGGGGUUCUCCUCACAGAAAUUUUACUAUGAGGUUCAAGUCAGUGGGAUGGAUUGGGAUUUAGGUGUGGCAAAAGAAUCCAUAGACAGAAAAGGGGAUAUUGGACUCAACCCAGAGAAUGGAUAUUGGACUAUAUGGCUGAGGAAGUGGACUGAGUAUGCAGCGAAUGACCGCCUUCCUGUCCCUCUCACCUUGAAAGAGAAGCCAGUAAAAGUGGGAGUGUUUGUGGAUUUUGAGCAGGGUUUGGUCUCUUUUUAUGAUGUUGAAGCCAGGUAUCAUAUCUAUUCUUUCACUGGGCAGUCUUUUCCUGAAAAGCUCUAUCCAUAUUUCAGUCCUGGAGAAUGUGAGCAAGGGCAGAACUCACAUCCUCUGAUCAUUACACCCGUUGACCCAGUCGAAUAAA